GUUCUUCUUCUUCUUAUAACGCAAGAAAGAAAAGGGUGAAAUCGAAACCUGAAAAGGCCUCACUCGGUUCAUCCGCCUCCGCCUCUCUCCCCCGCAGCGCACACCGCCGGCGACGCCAUGGCCAUGAAGCUGGACAUGUCAGCGCUCGAGACCAACUUCGCCGUCCCCUGCGGCGACGACGGCGAUGGCAUGUACUUCUCCGCGGAGGCCCCCGACGUGCCGUCCAUGGUGCUCCCCACCUGCGCCGACUUCGACGGGUUCCAGGCGGCGACCAAGGAUAUGGUGAAGAAUAAGAAGGGGACGACCACGCUCGCCUUCAUCUUCGACAAGGGCGUCAUCGUCGCCGCUGACUCCAGGGCCAGCAUGGGCGGCUACAUAUCUUCGCAAACUGUGAGGAAAAUUAUUGAAAUAAAUCCCUACAUGCUGGGAACGAUGGCUGGAGGCGCCGCAGAUUGCCAAUUUUGGCAUAGGAACCUUGGAAACAAGUGCCGGCUCCAUGAGCUUUCAAACAAGCGAAGGAUCUCUAUUGCUGGUGCUUCCAAACUGUUGGCCAAUAUCCUUUAUUCAUAUCGCGGGAUGGGACUGUCAAUCGGUACAAUGAUUGCUGGAUGGGAUGAGAAGGGUCCUGGCUUGUACUAUGUUGACAGUGAGGGUGCAAGGCUAGUGGGAAACAGGUUCUCUGUUGGCUCUGGUUCCCUCUAUGCUUAUGGUAUCUUGGACGAAGGUUACCGCUUCAACAUGUCCGUCGAGGAAGCUGGUGAGUUAGCACGACGGGCUAUUUAUGGGGCAACAUUCCGUGAUGCAGCAAGUGGUGGUUGUGUUAGCGUUUAUCACGUUGGCCCUGAUGGUUGGAAGAAGCUUUCUGGAGAUGAUGUCGGGGAGCUGCACUACCACUACUACCCUGUUCAGAAAACACCGGUUGAACAGGAAAUGACCGACGCACCUAGUGCUUCUGCUUAAACCCAGAACACCCGAGUGGAGGCGCAUGUAUCCAGGGAAACCGUGAAUUGUCAAAGCGUCUUGUUUAUGAACUUGGACAUGUUUGUCUCACAAUGUUAGAUCACUUUUGUGUUCUGUUGAUGUUUGAGCUGACUUUGCGCAACUAUUAAAUUCUUGACCUGAUAUAGAUGUUUUCUUUGAGGUUUCGUUUGUGCC
Molecule: messenger RNA, 1155 nt
Organism: Setaria italica (foxtail millet)
Lineage: Eukaryota; Viridiplantae; Streptophyta; Magnoliopsida; Poales; Poaceae
Product: proteasome subunit beta type-5-A
Exons: 7
Coding region: 118-960 (280 amino acids)
Cellular component (GO): proteasome core complex
Molecular function (GO): threonine-type endopeptidase activity
Source: RefSeq, a predicted model, not a curated record